AUGGCUUCCCCUGCGGUCUCACGCAAAGCCCGUAAACAAAAUUUCAGCGCGUCCAAAAUAGCCAUCUUAACGGAAAAAGUAGAGGAAAACCUUUCCAUUAUACAAAGUAAACUUACGAACAGCGUCACAAACCAAAAAAAUAAUGAAAUAUGGUGUAAAAUCGCGGAUGCUGUCAACGCCGCAGGAGUUGCUCGGAGGACGACUACCGAGGUGAGAGAAAAAUGGAAAAAUUUACACGCACAGGCCAAAAAAGAGUUCACAGAACUGGCCAAAGAACAGAAAAAAACUGGAGGAGGUGAAGCUCCGAAGAUGCCGUCGGCGGCAACUGCUAAAAUCAUUGACCUUUUCAAAGAAACCCCAUCAUUCACUGGCCUCGAGGGUUUCGAGUCGAAAGGCCCUGAAGCAAACCAGCCUACGGAAGUAGCUGCUCAAUUGGAAACAAUUGAGAUGAAUGAAGACCUGUUUAAAGAACUCCAAGAAGCUGUGCAGCAAGAUGAAGCCAACACCCACGAAAUCGAUGAUGAAGUGGUCAAUACACCGAAAGAAGAAAAUCAUCAUAAAAAAAAGAGUAAAAGAAAGACAACACAAGACGACGUUCUUGAGGCCCAGUACAAAGCAUUAAUUUUAAAGCAGGAAAAUCUGAAGCUAAAAAAAGAGGAAAUUGGAGUUGGAAGUGUUCCUUUUGGAACAAAGAUCAUGUUCUAUCCCUACUGUGUCUAUAAAUUUAAGUCCAUGAAUGUAUAA
Messenger RNA from Pocillopora verrucosa, 744 nucleotides. Lineage: Eukaryota; Metazoa; Cnidaria; Anthozoa; Scleractinia; Pocilloporidae. The record is from RefSeq and is a predicted model, not a curated record.